This is a messenger RNA of Aureobasidium namibiae CBS 147.97, 600 nucleotides long. Its product is annotated as ribosomal protein L17. Gene Ontology annotation, cellular component: mitochondrial large ribosomal subunit; ribosome. The record is from RefSeq and is a predicted model, not a curated record. Lineage: Eukaryota; Fungi; Ascomycota; Dothideomycetes; Dothideales; Saccotheciaceae. Gene Ontology annotation, molecular function: structural constituent of ribosome. The coding region runs from base 1 to 600 and encodes 199 amino acids. The transcript has 2 exons. Gene Ontology annotation, biological process: translation.
AUGGCAGGCGGACUCCAGAAAUACAGACAUUUGUCGCGCAGCAGCUCGCACCGUCAAGCUCUGCUCAGAAACCUCGUCACAUCCCUCUUCAAGAACGAGACGAUAUCCACGACAUGGCCCAAGGCCCAGGAAGCCCAGCGUCUGGCCGAGAAGUUGAUCACUUUGGGCAAGAAGAACACCGAUGCUAGCAAGAGAAAGGCUCUGUCCAUCUUCUACGAACCCCACUCCCUCAUCCCCAAACUCUUCGGUCCCCUGCGCGAACGCUUCCUCAACCGCCCCGGUGGCUACACCCGCGUCCUACGCAUCGAGUCCAUCAAAGAAGACCAAGCACCCUCCGCCAUCCUCGAACUCGUCGACGGACCCAAGGACAUGCGAUUCGCCAUGACCGCCCGCACCGUGUCUCGCCUGCGCCGCGAAGGCAAGCCCAUCAACGACAUGACCGCCGGUAACAUUUCAAAGGUCACUCGUUUCCGUCCAGACGGCGACAAGGAUCUCGAGGACAUGGUCGCCAAGUUUGACAGGUUGGAGGCUCAGGGUGAGCAAGGCUUUGAAAAGGUGUUCAAGCAGAAGGUUUACCAUAACCCCAAGGCUUCGAGGUAG